Chara braunii is the source of this 1654-nucleotide messenger RNA. The record is from the annotation of a GenBank genome assembly. NCBI's taxonomy places the organism in Eukaryota, Viridiplantae, Streptophyta, Charophyceae, Charales, Characeae.
AGUUUCUGAAUGASUGGGAAGUUUAYGCCUUGAGAGUGGGUUGGACUGAUCGGGAAGCGAUAAUGGGAUCCAUUAAUCACACCGAUCUCAAACUAGACAAAGACGUGCGUGCUGCUAUACCUGAGGAUUGGAAGUGGGCAACCUUCAGAGAACGAUUGUCUCGAGCCUUUGCAUGUGACGACAUCUUCUACUCGGUCGAGGACUUAAAGGAGAUAAAGAAGGAGGAAGGAGAGACGUUAGUGGCGUUUGCGAGACGCUUUGAGACGACAUCUGAACUAUUGAUAGAAAAUGGGUUUCUGGGUGAGAUAGAACGAUGCGGUAUAUUCAUAGGGAUUCUACCUAUCGAGAGAAGAGAGUUUGUUAUGGAGAACACACCCACUAAAAGGGUGUCGUUCGCUCAGACAAAGGCAUUGGCUUUGCAGAUUGGGGGACCGGAUGCCAAAACUCAUCUACGAGGGGUGUUGGAGAAACUAGGGAAAGGAGUACCCGGAAGUCAUUUAGAAAAACAAUUCGGUGAUGAGGAUGGAAGACAGUUCAUGCCGCCUGACAAAACUAAAGUAAGUAGAGAUAGUGGGGAAUGGAAAGGAGGAAACCGUGGCGACUGGAAGAACGACGACGAUAAGGGAUUUCAGGAUAGGGGUUGGAGGAGUAAAGAAGAAGAGGAAAAACGAAGGAGAUCAUAUAGCGAAGGAUGGGAAACGGUCGAGGAGAUUGAAACCCUAAGGGAUGAACGAGAAAGGAUGAAGAGAAUGAAGGAUGUCUUACCUCGAAGGAGCGCGGAAUCGUUGGAGAAUCCCUUACAACAAGAGCCUCAAGACAGACGGCGGAAAGACCCUGAGAAAACCGUCGAGCGGAAUGAGAGAAGAAAGAUCAAAUGCGCAAAUGAUGAGAAAAAUAUAUCAUGCGGACCUUCUACGAAGAUGAAUACUGACGUUAAGACAGGAACAACCCAGGAGGUGAUUCAGGAAAUUCAGGGAGAAAUCUGGGUGUCGAGUAUCAGGUUUGAGGAGAACCGGUAUACAGAAGAAAAUGAGAAGGAAGAUACACUCUGCCGAACUUCUACGGAGAUGAAUAUUGGCAUUAAAGCGAGGACAGCCGAAGAGCUAGAGCAAAGAAAGUUAUGGGUAUCAAGUUUCCGGUCUGAGGAGGACCUAGACCCGAAUGAUAGUUUGACGGUUGGGGUUUCCAGUAUUCAGUUCGAGAGUUGCAAGGAGGAUUCUGAUGCAGCUCUAAUGUGUGCUAAGAAAGCAUACAAGGUUGCACGUCAGUACCAGAGGAUGUGCAGUCGCUUCUCCGUCGCCCCAUCCUCUUCGCGGCCAGCCGCCACCUCCCAGUCUCAGAGUACCACCCGAGGCCGCUCCUCGUUUGCUGGUCAUUUUCGUACCCCGGCUCGACCUGAAGCGCCAUUCUCUCGGCACUGGAGUUCUCUCGAGUAUGAAGAGGACGCCUCAGCCGAGCUCGAUCCUACCAUUGGUGACGCCUCCGAGGACAUCGAGCUUCGGGACAUCAUCCAAUACCACUUGGAUGACGACACUGUCCCAAUGGUUGAGCGCCUGCUGAUGGCCAUGUCCUCCAUGGGUUGAAGAAGCGGUUGUCUGCCAGAUGGUCAAACAACUCAUCCGCGCGGGGCAUGGGAUAAAUGUUCUUAACCGUG